AUGGUCAUAACAGAAUCACUGAUUCCCACCAUCUUCCUGAUCUUUUCAACUGAGCAAGUUUUCCCUGUUUUGGUAAGUGGCACCAUCAUCCAUAAAAAUAUAGGAUUCAUCAUUUACUGCUGUCCUUCCCUCAUGAUCUCACAGCCGUUCAAGUUUCCAGCAGAAGUCCCAGACAUCGAGGAACACAGACAAUCCAUCCCCACUAUAGGGCUGGAGCACACACUCCGGGUUGACGAUAGGCGCCUGGCUCUGGGUUGCACGGCUCCGGAUUGGACGGCUCCCGGGAAGAGAGAGGAGUCAUCUGACGUCCAGCUCGCCAAUCAGAGUCGAGGACUGGCUGGGCUCCACCCACCUUCUUGCUCUACCAGUUCGCACUCUCCUCCGGCAGAAGUAGCAGCUGCGCUCUUGCUCUCUGAGGGAGAACCUGGCGUUGUGGCCACUCAGUCAGACAUGGAGAAGGAGCAGAAGCACCAGCAGGACGAGGUGCAGGGAGGGCUGAACAACGAAACCGCCCUUGCCUCCGGGGAUGCCUGCGGGACCGGGAAUCAAGAUCCUGCUGCUUCCGUCACCACAGUCUCCAGCCAAGCAUCUCCCUCGGGCGGCGCCGCCCUAAGCAGCAGCACAGCCGGUUCUUCCGCUGCAGCCGCCACCUCCGCCGCCAUUUUCAUCACCGAUGAGGCCUCGGGGCUGCCAAUCAUAGCUGCUGUGCUGACGGAGAGGCAUUCUGACCGCCAGGACGGCCGCAGUCCUCACGAAGUCUUUGGGUGUGUGGUGCCCGAGGGGGGCAGCCAGGCCGCUGUGGGGCCCCAGAAGGCCACUGGCCAAGCCGACGAGCACCUGGCCCAGACCAAGAGCCCCGGGAACAGCCGUCGUAGGAAGCAGCCCUGCCGCAACCAGGCUGCCCCGGCUCAGAAACCUCCAGGGCGGCGUCUGUUUCCUGAGCCUUUGCCGCCAUCUUCUCCAGGGUUCCGGCCCAGCAGCUAUCCCUGUUCCGGGGCUUCUACGUCGAGUCAGGCAACCCAGCCAAGCCCUGCACUCCUAAGCCACGCAUCUGAGGCAAGGCCUGCUACCCAAAGCCGCAUCACUCUGGUAGCUUCUGCUCUCCGCAGACGUGCAUCUGGUCCAGGCCCUGUCAUCCGACGCUGCACCGCCCAGCCAGGCCCUGCUUUUCCACGCCGCGCCACUCAUCUAGACCCUGCUCGUCUAAGCCCUGAAUCUGCGCCAGGCCCUGCCCGCCGAGGCCGUGCAUCUGUGCCAGGCCCUGCCCCCCGAGGCCGCGAUUCUGCGCCAGGCUCUGCCCGCCGAGGCCGCGAUUCUGCGCCAGGCCCUGCCCUUCGCGUCCGCACAGCAAGGUCAGAACCCGGUCAUCGCAGCACCAGCACGACGCCAGGCACUGGCCUCCGGAGCAUUUCCACCCAGCAAAGAUCAGCCCUUCUCAGCCGCCGCUCUCUGUCUGGGUCAGCUGAUGAGAAUCCUUCCUGUGGGACUGGCUCAGAAAGGCUUGCCUUUCAGAGCAGAUCAGGCUCUCCUGAUCCUGAGGUCCCAAGCCGUGCUUCCCCGCCUGUUUGGCAUGCAGUCCGUAUGCGUGCCUCCUCACCCUCACCCCCUGGGAGGUUUUUCCUUCCCAUCCCUCAGCAGUGGGAUGAGAGCUCCUCCUCCUCCUAUGCUUCCAACUCCUCCUCCCCGAGUAGGUCUUCUGGCCUAAGCCCCUCAUCCCCUUCCCCUGAGUUUUUGGGCCUGAGAUCUAUCUCCACUCCUAGCCCUGAAAGCCUUAGGUAUGCUUUGAUGCCUGAGUUUUAUGCUCUGAGCCCUGUCCCUCCAGAAGAGCAGGCAGAAAUAGAGAGCACAGCUCACCCCGCAACACCGCCUGAGCCGUGACCCUCUAUGAGCAUCCUCUAAGACCCACAGAAGGAAUCAACAUCUACCCACUUUGUGAAUGGGCUGCCUGCCCUGUAGGUAGCUGCGAGGUCUCCCAAAGUUCCAGCCGUUAACCAACAUCCUGAGUAGUUUAGAAGCCUCUCCUCCCCAUGACUCCACCACCUAGCACUUAACCUGCUGUUGGCCUUUGAUUCUGGGCCACCUUCUUCCUCAAGAGUUUGCCUUUGCCCUUGAGCUGAGAUUUCUGUUUUCCAAGUUGCUUUUCUGUUAUGAAGUGUUUUAAUUAGUAAGAUAAAUUGUUUUGU
Molecule: messenger RNA, 2183 nt
Organism: Gorilla gorilla gorilla (western lowland gorilla)
Lineage: Eukaryota; Metazoa; Chordata; Mammalia; Primates; Hominidae
Gene: EZHIP
Product: EZH inhibitory protein
Exons: 2
Coding region: 1-1878 (625 amino acids)
Cellular component (GO): nucleus
Source: RefSeq, a predicted model, not a curated record